GUCGAAUUCGUCGAAUUGUUACGGUAUGGCUGAUUCGGGCCUAAGUUUAGAUGAUAUAAUUAAAAAAUCGAAAUCACCAGGGAUGAGAAGCAAAGGUGGAGGCGUUCGAAGGAGGAUUAAUAGGGGUGCACGUGCAAAUGGUUCUGUGAGAGGACGUGGUUCACAAGUAAUUACAGAUGCACGGUUUAAAAUUAUACAAAAGAAUCGGGAGAAGCUGACAGAUGCAAGAGACAAAUUAGCAGAAAUUGCCAAACAAAGUGAUGCGAGAUUAAAGUUAGAUAAAAUUCGUGCGUCUCAGUUGCAAAAGGUAGAUGUUCAAUUGCCUGGAAUUUCUCGAAAAACGGGUCGCAAUGGAAGAUUGUCAUUAUCAACUAAUAAAAUGCCUCCAAUUAUGCCACACUCUAUACCACCAAAUAUUCCAAACAAUUAUAUGCCACCACCAACAAGAGCAGUCGGUUAUAGGCCACCUCCACUUGCGGAACCUCAUUAUAUUGGAGACAUGAGUAUGGAUUACAAUGAUGACUAUUUAAUGGAAGCAGCACCUUUAAGAAGAACUGUAAACAAUGAAUAUGCUCCUACACCACCUCCUCCACCUCCUGUGUUCAAUAUUAAGCCUGCAUCUCCAUAUACAUGGGUAAAACCAACAAGCAGUAAUAUAACAAGAAUUGUACCUUCGCGGAAGCCUGAUGUUGAUAGGGAGCGAGAUAGAGUGAGAGACUAUAAAGUUAUUGCACGUUCAUCAAUGGCAAAAGCUGCCUCUCCUACAUACAAGGAAGACUGGAGUUUUGGCACAAAAUCACGUACUAUAUUGGCGGAAGAUCCAAUGGAGCCAAAGUAUUAUGAUUCAAGAAGUCACAGAGAUAUGGGUGUAAAGUCAAGAUUAGAUUCAAUUCCAACUAAAUCACGAACUAUGGGCGUUUUAUCCAGACCCAAACCGACUUCUAGUUCGCCGUCACAGUCAAGUGGUUACAGAAUUGUAGUGUCAAAUUUACAAGCAAACGUCACACAGGAAGAUAUCAAGGAAUUAUUCGAAGAUGUAGGAGAAUUAUUAGUAUCCAGAUUAGUACGACCAGGCACUGCAGAAGUAAUUUAUAAAACCUUAAAGGAUGCUACAAAAGCUGUCGAAACUUAUCAUAAUAGACAAUUGGAUGGUCAUCCAAUGAAAUGUCUCCUUGUUAAUCCACGACCAAAAAAUAAUCCAACAGGACCUGCUGUUAGGUCUAUCACAGAAUCCAGGAGGAGCGUUAGUUCAAGUUACGUACAACCGAGUUUAGGAGCAGUGCAUCGUGCAUUGUUCGAUGAUUCUUAAUCAAAUAUAUCAGUCUUAAUUCAAAAAUGCCAUGUUUAAUGGCAAUGAUUUUUAUUCCAAAUAUUUUUAAAAGGAAAUAAAAACGGGAAAUAGGGAGAUGGAAUCAAGUGUAUAACAAAAACGUAAUGUAUAGAGAAUGGAAUUAUUCUCGGUGGAAUUUCUAAUAACCGAACAUCACUUAUUUUAUCUUUCAUUUGUAUAAAAUAUAAUACGCUUCGGCAAAUAAACUGAAUAAACACGAUAGUGAAUGAAUUUAAAC
Molecule: messenger RNA, 1568 nt
Organism: Dufourea novaeangliae
Lineage: Eukaryota; Metazoa; Arthropoda; Insecta; Hymenoptera; Halictidae
Exons: 7
Coding region: 26-1309 (427 amino acids)
Biological process (GO): mRNA export from nucleus
Cellular component (GO): nucleus
Molecular function (GO): mRNA binding
Source: RefSeq, a predicted model, not a curated record